Molecule: messenger RNA, 2223 nt
Organism: Heterotrigona itama
Lineage: Eukaryota; Metazoa; Arthropoda; Insecta; Hymenoptera; Apidae
Source: the annotation of a GenBank genome assembly
AUGCUUGGAUAUGUAAGAGGAGUUACAAAAUUUUAUAAAACUACAUAUAGAGGUAUAAAAAUACUUUUCAAUCUGUGUGUGUGUACAACCUGGAAUCGAACUAGGGGACUUCCGAUUUCCAGCCAAACGUUUAUCCAAAGAGACUGAAUUCUUUUGAGUAUAUAAGCAUUUAAUAUACAAUGUAUAGUACAAUAUAAAUUUUUAUAUAUUAAUAACAAAAAAUAUUUAUUUAUUUAUUAAUAAUAAAAAAUAUAUCUUCUUAAAAUUGUAAUUUAUUUAUACCAAUUUAUUCAUACAAAUACUUCUUAAAAUUGUAAUUUAUUUAUACCAAUUUAUUCAUAUAAAUACUUCAUUUAUUUGAAAAUUUCAUUCAUACAGAACUUUAUUUAUUUAAGAACUUCAUAAUCACAUCAUUCAAUCAGUGCCUGAUUAAAUGAACUGUUACUGGUUGAAUCCAUUUAUUUGAACAUGAACUUGAAUAUGAACAAAAAAUCACUAGCAGAGAGAAGAAACAGUGACCUAUUGUACGAAAUGCAAUUACUUACGUACGAGGUAUUUGUUCCGUGGCAAGUUCAUAUAAACAGAGUUCUACUAUAAUUUGUUAUAAAAAAGCAAUUAAUUGAUUAUAACAAGUGCAAACGCCAAUAAAAUUAUUAAUAUAUUUAUAUUCUUAAAAUAAAAAUAGCUUAAAUAAUUACAUAUAUAGACCGUUAUCGCAGGUACGUUAACCCAAAAUUUUUGUUUAAUUUUUAUCCAAAAAUAGUAAUACAAAUAUAUAGUAAUAAAAGCGAUAAAUUGAUAAAAAUAAAAGUUAUUAGAAAACGCUAUUAAUAAAUAAUUUUAUAAAUUACAAAUUAUUUUAUUCUAACCAUGACUUAUUUCUAAUGUUAUUCAUUGUCUAUGUGUCUAAUGCUUUAUAUAUAAUAUAAUAUUGUAAUAUAAUAUAUAUGCAAUAUAUAUGUAAUAGAAUAUAUAAUAAUAUAUUAAAAAUCUUAUUACAGCAAAGAAAGCAAUAUGCAGCGUGCAAUGUUACAAUUAAAUGGUGUACCUACUCAAAUAAUUACAGAAGGUCGUUGGGUGGAAGAAGACCUUGCAGAAAAUGGUAACCCUGGUAUACCAGAAUUUUAUGAAGGAUUUAUAAAAACUGUAAAAUUAAGACUUCCUACAGAAGUGCCCAUUUGGGUGAUUGGAAAUGCAGGCCAUGUACAACCACCGAGCAAUUUGGCAGUUACCAUGCCAGAUGAUUCAACUUGGACUGAACAUUAUAGUUUAAUGGCACAAUUACAACACAAAAAAGAUUUCAUUAAAAAAUAUGUACCAGAAAAUGCAAAGCUGCAUCUUGUUGGACAUUCAAUAGGAAGUUGGAUGAUAUUAAAUAUGCUAAAAGAUGAUGUCAUUGCUAAAAAAGUAACCAAAUGUUACCUGAUAUUUCCAACUAUAGAAUAUAUGGCCAGAACUACUAAUGGAUGGUGGUUCAAUAAAAUAUCAAAAUUUGCGUUUUUUCUAAUUUUUAUGUGUUCCCUUUUUUCGAUUCUUCCACGUUCCUUUCAAAUUUUUAUUUUAAAUGUAAUUUUACCACUAAUACCAAUUCCUUUAAAAUGCAAUAAUGCAAUGUUACAAUUUUUAAAUCCUAAUACUGUAAAAAGAGUAAUUAAAAUGGCAGAAGAAGAAAUGGAAAUAGUAAAAGAAAGAGAUGAUGAUAUAAUUUCAAAAUAUGCAGAUAAAUUAUGGUUUUAUUAUGGCAACUGUGAUGAUUGGGUACCAGUUACAUAUUACAAAAAUUUGAAGUUUAAGCAUCCUGAGCUCAAUGCAGUACUCUGUAAGCAUGGCUAUCAUCAUAGUUUUGUUUUACAUUAUGAUAAACAAAUGGGAAAACUUGUUGGGGACGAAAUUAAUGACAACAUAGCAUGAUCUUAAAUAAGAAAAAUAAUAAUUAACCUUUUUAUAUUUUUAAAAAAAUAUUUAUUUGGUAAUUAGUAAUUUAUAUUAAAAUUUUUAUUAAUAUCUUAAUAAAGUUUUAUUAAUGUCUUAAUACUUUAUAAUUAAUAUUACUUAAAACUUUUUUAUAUAUAAAGCAUAAAUAGGACUACGUAUUUACUAUAUUAUAUAGACAAUUAAAUUUAUUUUUAUCAUUUUAUUAUGAAUUUAUCUUAAACAGGAAUUAUUUGUGAUACUGUCAAACUAUAUUUAUAUUUUUAUUUUAUAACAAGAUGUAUUUAAUUC